AUGGAUCAAUAUCCAUCUCCUUAUGUAUCAGUUGUUCCACGAAUACUUCCGUCUCAAUAUCCAUCGAAGAAAAUUCCAAUAAAUGAUGAAUCUAAUCAAUAUAUUGAGAAUAAUUCCUUAAGAUCAUAUACAAGUCCAACAACGAUGUUAAAUCGUUCAGUUAAUUAUCCUCCAUUAUCAACAAGAACACAAAUAAUUAAUAAUAAUGAAUUAAAUCAACAAGAAAAUCCAUUGUCUAGCCCAUCAUUUGUUUCAAAUAAUAUUGAAAAUCCUUUACAUGGUCGAACAAACAGCCGUAUUCAUCAUGAACCACUUAAAGGUAAUAGUGGAGAUAUUAUUCGAAGAAAUUCUUAUUCGAACUAUGUUUAUCCAAACAAUUAUGAUUAUGGUUUAUAUGAUAAUUUAAGAAGAAAUUCAAAUCAAGAUAAUAGAAAUGAUAAAAUGUCUAUAAAUGGAUAUAUUAUUAUAAUUGCUAUUAUUAUUGGAUUAUUUGCUUUAACAGCAUUAGCUAUUUCCAUUUAUUUACUUGUUAGAAUAACAACAACAUAA
This is a messenger RNA of Rotaria sp. Silwood2, 549 nucleotides long. Lineage: Eukaryota; Metazoa; Rotifera; Eurotatoria; Philodinida; Philodinidae. The record is from the annotation of a GenBank genome assembly.